GCAUGCGUCAACUUCACGGGCGGCAGCCCCGACCGGCUAGCCGCCGUCCUCGCCAGCCAGGCCUACCUCAAGCUCAACCGCGCGGACCCGGAGCUGGGCCAAAAGUUCAUGCAGGCCGCCACGCGGCGUCUGGUCCAGGUCAUGGGGUCCAACGCCGCAGCGGGCCAAUUCAUGAGGGCAGAGACGCCGGCGUCGGAGAUACUAAUACCGGCGAGAUACGACGGGCGGCGAAUUGUUGCACCGGGCGCUGCGGGCGCACAUACUGUGACGAGGAUCGAGUCGAUCGUCGAGGCGGGGAGCAACACGGGGAGUUCCUGCGGGGAGAUUUGA
Messenger RNA from Ostreobium quekettii, 330 nucleotides. NCBI's taxonomy places the organism in Eukaryota, Viridiplantae, Chlorophyta, Ulvophyceae, Bryopsidales, Ostreobiaceae. The record is from the annotation of a GenBank genome assembly.